UUUUACGUGACACUUGGUUUUGACGUAGUCGCACAGCAACCACGCAGGCGUAGUCUCGGAGGCCAACUGCAACACUUCCCCGCGCACCCUCCUGUGCGACUUAAAUGUGGUGAAAGAGGACCAAUGUGUGGCAGAGCGACGACGAAGUGGUGUUUUCUUCACGAAGACGACGUCCUCCGAACAAGCUAAUCUACGUGGAGAACGUUCGUGCUCGGAGAGGAUGUCCGGGGAGUCAAACGACGUUCGCAAGAAGUUUAUUCUCACCACUACGGGAAACUUCUACGAGCUAAACGCAGCGUCUGCACUGACCGACAGCCCGGAGCUCAACAACUUCCUGGACGAUGGCAACGAAUUUGUCUUGUCAGCCAGCAGGCAUGAAAACAACCUGCGGCUGUCAAACAAGAUCGAAGCACUGGAAGGCAGCAGGGAGAAAGUGUUGGUGUUCUUCAAGCUCUACCCCACAGUGAUCACAGAGGAGAACCUCCAUCACAGCGUCCUGGUGUCGUCCAUGCUGGAGUCCCCCAUCAACACCCUGUACCAGGCCGUCAGGCAGGUCUUUGCACCCGUGCUGCUCAAGGACGAGCGCUGGCGCUCUGCCUUUGACCCCAAGCUGGCGGGUCUGCUGAGCGAGUUGGAGCUGGGUCUGGGCUCCGUGGUUCGCCAGGCAGGAGCCCAGCCUUCUGCCUCCAGGAAAGGACACUCGGAAGAGGAUGUUUUGGGUAUUCUCACCCCCAGUGACGAGUUCCUAUACUGGGCGGACGUCUGCGAAUCUGCCAAGAAGGCCGAUUUGAAAGAAAGGGCUUCAUAUUUCACGGAGCAGUUUAAUCUGAUAGAGAAGGAGUACUGCGGUCUGGACGGCCUGUCCAUGUCUGACGUUCUGGACCUGGUGGAGCAGAGCCGGGACGCCCUGGAUGGCGUCUGGCGCCAGCUCGAUUACAAGCCUUAUCCAGAGACGCGCAUGGUCCGACUCAUGGAUGUUAUCGGUGGAGCCCUCGGCCGUUACGUCCAAAAGAAGCUGAGUGAUGUCAAAAUCUUCGAGCGGCCGUUUGUGUCCGUGAAGGAGAACUUGAAGAUGGCCGUUACUAUCUGCCAGCAGUGGGUGGCAGCUUGUGAACAUCUGAGCGGACAGGUGUGGAAGAGACACGCUCCUCACGCCUGGAAGGGAAACAAACACUGCCCACAGACGUUGCACUGCCUGGGCAAGCGACUGGAGGAGGUGUUGUCGCUGCGUAUUUUCCACGAGAAGUUACUGCGUUUGUUACCAGGAGGAAAGCAGCAGGCUCUGUCUUCCGAUUGUGUCUUUGAACCUUUCUCCGGCCUCAGCCCUCUCCAAUACAACCCCUACACUGAGCCCCUCUGGAGGGCAGCGGUGGCUCAGUUUGAGCGCAUGAUGGCUCCGUCAGAGCGGGAGGUGGCAGGCCGACUGAAGAGCUACAUAGCAGACGUGCAAGACAACCCUCAGCAGUUGCUGCAGGUGUUUCAGAAGCACAAAGAGUUAAUCAGGCGCUCCACUGUGAGACAUGAGCUGCAGUCAGAGAGGGACACUCUGCUGGCCAGACUACUGGACUACAACAAAGGCCUGAAGACAGACUUUGAGAGUCGCUGCCAUGGGAGUCCAGGAGAGAAGUCUGGACCACUCGUGAGCAGGAACCUCUCUGACGUGGUCAACAAAAUAGUCUGGGUGCAGCACAUCAUUCAUAAGGUGGAAGACUGUGUCCGCAUUUCCGAGGCCUUGCUGUCGGACCUGUCGGGCUUCAAAAGCUACCUGCGUUUCUGCGACGACCUGCUGGAGGUCCUGAGGGCGUACGAGGAGGAGCAGUUUGAGGACUGGUCCAGAGACGUCCUGUCCGGUUUGGCCGAUCCAAAGUCGGGACUCAGUCUGCAGGCCAGUGAUCGAGUGAUGGAACUGGACCAUGGCGACGGCCGGCUGAAGAUCCAUUAUUCAGACCGCCUGGUCAGUCUGCUCAGGGAGGUCAGGCAGCUCUCCGCUCUGGGCUUUGCUAUUCCUGCCAAGAUUCAGCUGGCUGCCAAUACUGCAGACAAAUUCCACAGGCAGGCCAUUGUCCUCAAACAGGUGGCCAACUUCUACAACACCAUCGACCAGCAGAUGAUCCCCUCUCAGAGGCCAAUGAUGCUCACUCUGGCUUUGGCCUUUGAGCAAGUCAUCAAGAACCCUCGCGCUCAGUCUAAGGACUCAGGUGGGAAGCUUCACAUCACCUGGAACAACCCCAAAGAGUUGGAGAUGUACAUCGCCAAACUGCAGUCUGCCACGGAAAAACUCUCCACAGAGAACCGGAAGCUACGCAAAUGGCACACAGAUUUUAUUGACAAGGUUGUGACACUGAUGAACGUUGACUUGUUGAGACAUCAGCAGCGGUGGAAAGAAGGCCUCCAGGAGCUCCGUACUGGCUUCUGCACUCUGGAGGCUCAGGGUUUCAGGUCUGAUGACAUGCGGGCAUGGCGUCAGCACUGGAACCAUCAGCUCUACAAGGCUCUUGAACACCAGUACCAGACUGGACUGGAAGCUCUGAACAAGAAUCUACCUGAAAUACACAUCGAUCUCACUUUCAAACAAGGCCGGCUACAGUUCCAGCCUCCCUUCGAAGAGGUGCGAGCGCGCUACUACAGGGAGAUGAAGAGGUUCAUCUCCAUCCCCAACCAGUUCAGAGGUGUCAGUGGAACGGGGGAUCAGGUCAUCUUCAGCGCCAUGAUUGACAGGAACGCCUCUGGCUUCCUCACGGUCUUCAGCAAGGCAGAGGACCUCUUCAGCCGCCUGCAGGCCAUCCCCCUCAAGUACAAGGAGUGGGUGGUGCUGGGCCAAGUGGAUUUGGAGAAGUUGGUGGUGCAACACCUGACCUCCGUGCAGGACUGGGAGGCCAAUUUCAAGGCUUUGAAAGCCAGAGGGAAAGAAUCGGAGCGUCUGCCGAGCCAGGAGAAGGUGGACUGCAUCACAGUCAACUGUGAGCCUCUAAAAGCGGCCAUCGAUGGACUGAUCCAGCAGCUCUUUGACCUGCUGCUCAUGUCGCUCAGGAAGUCCAUACAAGGCCACAUGCAGGCCAUAGACACCUUUGUGUCCGAGUCCAUGGACACCUUGUCCACACGGCCAGAAAACAUCGAGGAGAUAGGGGCCUCCAGUGGCAAAUACAACCAGAUACUUGUCCGCAAACCUGAGAUCCUACCUCAGUUCAAGUCGCUGGAGGAGAAGAACCGUUUGCUGCGUGUGGUGUCUGGGGCGGGCGUGGACUCGCUCUCCCCCCUGAGGGCCAGGUGGGACAAACUGGAGCUCGUCAUGGAGAGCCAUCAGCUGAUGAUCAAAGAUCAGGUGGAGGUGAUGCGGAGUCACACCACCGACCGCAUCAACGCCUACAGGGCAGACUUGGAGCGCUUCAAGGCCCGCUGGGACCAGCUGAAGCCCAAAGACGAGAUGUUUGAGACCGGCGACCGCGCCGCCCUCCUUGCCAGUCUUCAGAUCAUCAAGGACAAGCAGCAAGAGUUCCAGGAGCUGGAGUUAGUGCGCAACAAACUCAUGGAAGACUGUGCCUACUUCGACCUGGAGGCUGCAACGUUCCCUCUGGCUGAAGAGACGAGACAAGACAUGGAGGAGUACAGCCAGAUGUGGGGUCUGUACGAGGAGUGGUACCAAGGGUUCACAGAGAAGGCUCAGGAGGACUGGAUCUCAUUCAGGAGCAAGACUUACUUGUUUGAGGAGUUUCUUUUUACGUGGCAGGACAAGCUCAGGAAGUUGGAGCAGCCCACAGCAAUUUCUGUUAAAUUGCAGGAAGAGGUGGACAAAUACAAGAACAUCGUCCCGGUGCUGAAGUAUGUGCGCGGGGAACACCUGUCCCAGGACCACUGGUUGGACAUGUUCCGCCUGCUGGGCCUUCCAAGAGGGAUGACUUUAGAGAAGCUCAGCUUUAAUGACCUGCUUGCCGUGUCAGAUAACAUUCUGGCGAAGGCCUUGGAGCUGAAGGAUCUGAACAGCCGCGCUCAGGCCGAGGUGACAAUCCGAGAAGCCCUGAGAGAGUUGGACUUGUGGGGCGCGGCGGCCACCUUCACCCUCACGGAGUACAGCGGCAGCAGCGGCAGCACUCUGACCAUCAUCAAGGACUGGAAGGAUAUCGUCAGCCAGGUGGGAGAUAACCGCUGCCUGCUGCAGUCUCUGAAGGACUCGCCCUACUACCGCAACUUCCACGACAAGGUCAGCUUGUGGGAAGUACGUCUGUCAGACUUAGACGAGUACCUGUUGAGUCUGAACGCCAUCCAGAGGCGCUGGGUUUAUUUGGAGCCCAUCUUUGGACGCGGGGCUUUGCCCAGAGAGGAGGCCCGCUUCAAACGGGUUGAUGAAGACUUCAGGUCUAUCAUGUCAGACAUUCAGAGGGACAACCGAGUGGUUUCUCUCAGCUCAAGAGCUGGCAUCAGGAACUCCUUGGUCACCAUCAUGGACCAGCUGCAGCGCUGCCAAAAGUCCCUCAACGAGUUUCUGGAGGAGAAGCGCUCUGCUUUCCCAAGAUUUUAUUUCAUAGGAGAUGACGAUCUGUUGGAGAUCCUUGGUCAGGCCACCAACCCCACGGUCAUCCUGUCACACCUCAAGAAGCUCUUUGCCGGCAUCCAUAGUGUGGUGUUUGACGACGGCUGCCAGCAGAUUGUGGCCAUGUGUUCCUUGGAGGGGGAGGUGGUACCCCUCAGAAAUGGGGUUCGCAUCUCCAGCCUUGUGGAGGUGUGGUUGAACGACCUGUCCAAUGAGAUGAAAGAGACGCUGAAGCAAAUGCUGCAUGAAUGUGUGACAGCAGCCAAACAAGGAGAAGUGGACCCGUCACGUUAUCCCUCACAAAUUCUGUGCCUCGCUGAGCAAAUCCAAUUUACUGAAGAUGUGGAAAGAGCUCUGAAGGACCAGAAUCUACAGCAGCUGGAGUCGGAGCUCACCGCCAAACUGGAGCAUUACACAACUGGUGACACCACCUCUGACGACCAUACCAACACAGACCCCGGCAUCCUGCACCUGAAACUGAAGGCCUUGAUCCUGGACAUCAUCCACAACAUCAGUGUGGUGAAGCAGCUCAAGCAGGCCGGAGUCGGCGGUCCAGAUGCCUGGGCCUGGCAGAAGCAGCUGCGCUUCUACAUGGGCCCCGGCAAGUGCUGCCAGGUCCACAUGGUGGGCCAGUUCAACUACACCUACGAGUACCAGGGCAACGCGGCCAAGCUGGUGCACACUCCGCUGACUGACAAAUGCUACCUGACUCUGACCCAGGCCAUGAAGAUGGGGCUCGGGGGAACCCCUAUGGGCUCCGCUGGGACGGGCAAGACCGAGUCCGUCAAAGCUCUGGGUGGCCUGUUUGGACGCCAGGUGUUGGUGUUCAACUGUGACGAGGGCAUUGAUGUGAAAUCGAUGGGACGGAUUUUUGUGGGCCUGGUGAAGUGCGGCGCGUGGGGCUGCUUCGACGAGUUCAAUCGCUUGGAGGAGGCAGUCCUAUCUGCAGUUUCCAUGCAGAUCCAAGCCAUUCAGGACUCUCUUAAACACCACAAGCCCACGUGCGAGCUCAUGGGGAGGGAGGUGGAACUGAACCCAAACUCGGGGGUGUUCAUCACCAUGAACCCAGCAGGAAAAGGGUACGGGGGCCGACAGAAGCUUCCAGACAACCUAAAGCAGCUCUUCAGGCCGGUGGCCAUGAGCAAACCCGACAAUGACCUCAUCGCCGAAGUCAUCUUGUACUCUGAGGGCUUUAAGGAGGGACAAAGGCUGGGUGGCAAACUGGUGGCCAUCUUUAACCUGUCCAGGGAGCUGUUGACCCCGCAGCAGCACUACGACUGGGGUUUGCGUGCUUUGAAGACCGUGCUGAAGGCCUGUGGUCGCUUGCUGCAGCAGCAGAGGAGGAGCCAUGGCCAGGACAAGAUCCAAGAGAGCAAUCUGGUGGUCCAGGCCCUGCGACUCAACACCAUGUCCAAGCUGACCUUUGCUGAUAGCUCGCGCUUUGACGCCCUGCUGAGAGACGUCUUCUCUGGGGUGGACUUCACCGACGUUGAGGACGCCGCCCUCACGCAGGCCCUGGAACAGGUCUAUAAAGAGAGUCGGCUGGAGCCUAUACCUACCCAGCUGAAGAAGGCCCUGGAGCUGAAUGAGCAGCUGAGACAGCGCAUGGGUGUUGUGAUCGUGGGGCCGAGUGGAGCGGGGAAGUCCACCCUAUGGAGGACGCUGCGGGCCGCUCUCAAUAAGACCGGCAGAGUGGUAAAGCUGUACACCAUGAACCCCAAAGCCAUGUCCAAACAACAACUUCUGGGACACAUUGACAUGGACACCAGAGAGUGGGCGGACGGCGUCCUGACACACAGUGCAAGAAACGUGGUUAAAGAAUCCCAGGAUGUCAUCUCCUGGAUGGUGUGUGACGGCGACAUCGACCCGGAGUGGGUGGAGAGUCUCAACUCGGUGCUGGAUGACAACCGCCUGCUCACCAUGCCCAGCGGCGAGCGCAUCCAGUUCGGACCCAACGUCAACUUCCUGUUUGAGACCCACGACCUCAGCUGCGCUUCCCCCGCCACCAUCUCUCGCAUGGGCAUGAUCUUCCUCAGCGAUGAGGACAUCGACGUGGGCGCCCUGGUCAAGUCGUGGCUGCUCAACCAACCCGAGCAGUGUCGCUCCAAUCUGGAAGGCUGGCUGGGGGACUACUUCCAACAAGCCCUGGACUGGGUCCUCAAACAGAACGACUUUGUGGUGGAAACCAGUCUGGUGGGCUCCGUGUUCAAUGGCCUGUCCCACCUCAGCGCCGUGACCGAGCGGGGCCAGUUCCUGGUGGGCCUGCUGAGAGGUCUGGGAGGAAAUCUCAAUCUGAAAACUCGGCAAGAGUUCGCCAGAGAGUUGCUGAGCUGGGCCAGAGAAAGUCCUCCAAACAUCAGGAAGCCUCUGGACACCUACUAUGACCACGACAGUGGCCAUCUUGCAGCGUACACCUUGCAGCGCUCUGCCAGCCUCACACUGGCACAUCUCUCCUGCUGCCAGUCUCUGCCCGUCAUUGAGACCGCCGACAUGCAGCGGGCGCUGCACUGCUUCUCCACCUGGCUCACCCCCGAGCACAGGCAGCCCUUCAUGGUCGUGGGACCCGAGGGCUGUGGGAAAGGAAUGCUCCUGCGCUUCGCCUUCUCGCGGCUGCGCUCCACCCAGGUGGCCGUGGUCCACUGCAGCGCCCAGACCUGGUCUCGCCACGUCCUGCAGAAGCUGGGCCAGACCUGCCUGCUGCUCAGCUCCAACACGGGCCGGGUCUUCAGACCCAAGGACUGCGAGAACCUGGUCCUCUACCUCAAAGACAUCAACCUGCCCAAGCCGGACAAAUGGGGGACCAGCAACCUGGCAGCCUUCCUGCAGCAGGUGUUGACCUAUAAAGGGUUCUACGAUGAAAACCUGGAGUGGGUGAGCCUGGAGAACAUUCAGGUGGUGGCCUCCAUGUCAACAGGGGGCGCUGUGGGAAGCCAUUCUCUCACCUCCCGCUUCACGUCCAUCGUCCGUAUCUGCACCAUCGACUAUCCAGACCAGGAGCAGCUGCAGACCAUCUACUCGGCCUACCUGCAGCCCAUCCUGCGACACAGUCUGGGCAGCCAAGCGUCCUGGGCCAGCUCAGGGAAGACCCAGCAGCUGGCUGCUUCUCUGGUGCAGCUCUAUGAACAGGUGAAGGCCAAGUUGACAGUGGAUGACCACAGUCACUACCUUUUCACACCGUGCGUCCUGACCGAGUGGGUCCUCAGCCUGCUGCGAUACGACCUCACUGCAGCUCAAUCGGACGUGACGGACAGUGUGCUGGAGGUGGUGGCGCACGAGGCCAGGAGGAUCUUCAGAGACCGUCUGGUGUCCUCCAAAGAUCUCCACGCCUUCGAUAACAUGCUCUCCUCCAUCAUCCGUGGUGAUUGGGGCUCGGACGCCCUGAGAAACAUGGCUGAUGGUUUCUAUGUGACCUGGGGGGUCUCUGAGGGGGUUGUGAUGCCUCCAGGCCAGACCCUCCCUCCUCACGGCAAACCACUGGGACGUCUUUCUUCUGCCGACCUCCAGCAGAUCAUUCAGAAGGGACUGGUGCUGUACAGUCGUGAUAACCGGGAGCUGGACCUCCUCCUCUUCUGGGAAGUGUGUGACUUUGUGUCCCGGCUGGACCGAGUCCUGAGCCGGCCGGGCGGCUCUCUGCUCCUGGCGGGCCGCAGCGGAGUGGGGCGACACACCGCCACCUUCCUGGUGUCGCACAUGCACGCCUAUUCCCUGUUCACCCCGAAGAUCUCCCGGGGUUACUCCCUCAAACAUUUCAAGGCCGACCUCAAGACGGUGAUGCAGCUGGCUGGAAUAGAAGGGCAGCAAGUUGUCUUCCUGUUGGAGGACUAUCAGUUUGUCCACACAGCUUUCCUGGAGAUGGUGAACAGCCUGCUGUCAUCUGGGGAGGUUCCUGGCCUCUACACCCCUGAGGAGCUGGAGCCUCUCCUCUCCUCCCUGAAAGAUGCUGCUUCUCAGGAUGGAUUUACUGGACCGCUCUACAACUACUUCUCCUACAGAAUCCAGCAGAACCUCCACGUGGUCCUCAUAAUGGACUGCUCCAACCCCAACUUCACCAUCAGCUGCGAGAGCAACCCAGCCUUCUACCGCAGGUGUUCUGUGCAGUGGAUGGAAGGAUGGUCUGAAAGCAGCAUGAAGAAGAUUCCUGAGCUGUUGCUUGCCAAGACAACAAGCCUCAAAGGGGAGAAGAAUGAAGCCAAAAAGAGCGCAAGUACAAAAACCAAAAGCAACGUGGCCGGUUCCGGACAGGAAGAGGCGGGCCUCCAGUUCCUGACGGUCCACGAGUCAUGUCGGGAAGACGGUGCCACACCCAGCCAGUACCUGGCCUUCCUGCACCUCUACGGCGCCAUCUACGGCCGCAAGCAGACGCAGCUUACCACCAGGCAGCAGCAUCUGCAGGCCGGCGUGUCCAAGCUCAACGAAGCCAAGGCAUUGGUGGACGAGCUGAAGAGGCGGGCUGCUGAGCAGAGCAUGUUGCUGAAGUCCAAACAACAGGAGGCUGAUUCCGCCCUGCAGGAAAUCACCAACUCCAUGCAGAAUGCCAGUGACCAGAAGGCAGAGAUGGAGAAGAUCAAAGCCAGGAUAUCUGAAGAAGUGUCCAAGAUUGAAGAGCGAAAGGCCAAAAUUGACGAUGAACUAAAAGAAGUGAAGCCUUUGGUGGAUGAGGCCAAGCAUGCGGUGGGGAACAUCAGGCCUGAAGCUCUGUCUGAGAUCCGUUCACUGCGCAUGCCGCCUGAUGUCAUCAGGGACAUCCUGGAGGGGGUCCUGCGACUGAUGGGUACCUUUGACACCUCCUGGGUCAGCAUGAAAAGCUUCCUGGCCAAGAGAGGUGUGCGGGAGGACAUCGUCACCUUCGAGGCCAGGAACAUCACGCCUGACAUCAGACAGAGUGUGGAGGAACUGCUGAGCAGGAACAGAACCUCCUUCGACCCCAAGAAUGCCAAACGUGCGAGUGCAGCUGCGGCUCCCCUGGCUGCCUGGGUCAAAGCCAACGUCCAGUAUUCUCACGUUCUACAGAGGAUAGAACCCCUGGAGCGAGAGCAGGCUGGACUAAAGGACAACCUGAAGAAAACGGAGAACAGGAAGAACAAGCUGGAGAACCAACUGGACUCGGUCGGAGCCAAAGUCAACGAGCUGAAAGAGAAGUUCCAGUGUCACACUGCAGAAGCGGCCAAGCUGGAGUCUGAGGUGACCAGGGCCCAGGACACAAUCAGCGCUGCUCAGAAACUGAUCUCCCAGCUGGACGGGGAACACAAGCGCUGGAACGCUCAGAUGUGUGAGAUAAAGAACGAGUUGGAGACUCUCCCUGUGAGGGCCAUGCUCGCUGCCGCCUUCAUCACCUACUUGUCUGCAGCCUCCGAGGAUCGUCGAAGGCGCUGUCUGGAAAGUUGGAUGUCUCAGUCAGGAUUGCAGAAGUUUGACUUCAGGUCCUUCCUGUCCUUGGAGAGUGAACAGUUGAUCUGGAAGAGUCAAGGCCUGCCGUCUGAUGACCUCUCCAUGGAGAAUGCUAUCGUCAUAUUGCAGAUCAGUCAACUAAAGUUGCGGAGUGUGGCGUGUCCUUUCCUUAUCGACCCUUCUUCCCGUGCCACCGAGUGGCUGUGUGCACACCUGGCCCAGCACCGCCUCGAGGUCAUCAACCAGCAGGACAGCAACUUCAUGACAGCACUGGAACUUGCUGUCAGGUUUGGAAAAACUCUCAUCAUUCAAGAGAUGGAUGGAGUGGAACCUGUGCUCUACCCGCUGUUGAGGAGGGACCUCAUCGCACAAGGCCCCAGAUACGUGGUCCAGAUCGGAGACAAGGUCAUCGAUUACAACGAGGACUUCCGACUCUUCUUGGCGACGCGCAAUCCUGCCCCCUUCAUCCCCCCGGACGCCGUCUCCGUGGUUACGGAGAUCAACUUCACCACCACGCGGGCCGGCCUGCGAGGACAGCUCCUGGCGCUGACCAUCCAACACGAGAAACCCGAGUUGGAGACGGAGAAAACGCGGCUGCUGCAACACGAGGAAGACAAGAAGAUACAGCUUGCACAGCUGGAGGAGUCCUUGUUGGAGACCCUGGCCACGUCGCAGGGGAACAUUCUGGAGAACCGGGAGCUGAUCGACAGUCUGAACCAGGCCAAGUCCAGCAGUGCCCUCAUCCAGCAGUCCUUACUGGAGUCCCACCGGCUGCAGGCUUCUCUGGACCAGGAGCGCGAUGCCUACCUCCCUCUUGCAGAGAGCGCCAGCAAAAUGUAUUUCGUCAUCACGGACCUUUCCAAGAUCAACAACAUGUACCGCUUCAGCCUGGCUUCCUUCCUCAGACUCUUCCAAAGGGCUCUUCAGGCCGAGCAGGACGUGGAGAACACAGAAGCCAGGAUAACCGCUUUGGAAGCCAGCUUGAAGAAUAUGGUGUAUGAGUACGUCUGCCGCUCCCUUUUCAAGGCUGACCAGUUAAUGUUUGCCAUGCACUUCUCCAAAGGCAUGUAUCCUGAACUCUUCCAGGAGGACGAAUGGGACGUCUUCAUCGGCUCCAUCGUCGGGGAAAUGUUUAGACAAGAGGACUUCCCGUCCUGGAUUCAUCAGGAAAGACACAGAUCAGUGGCCGUUUUUAAGGCCACGUUCCCGGCCCUCUAUCAGACGCUGGCGUUGGACGACUCGGACCUCUGGCAGCCCUUCGCCCGCAGCUCUCACUGCGAGCAGGAAGUUCCGUCCACCGUCGCCAGGAAAGUGACCGCCUUCCAGCAGCUGUUGCUGGUCCAGGCGGUCAGACCGGAUCGACUUCAGAGCGCCAUGACAGCCUUCGCCUCGCAGGCCUUGGGCAUGAACGAGCUCUCCCCUCCGCCUCUGAACCUGCGGCGUUUGUACGCCGAGACCCUGGAGCUGGAACCCGUGCUGAUCAUCACCUCGCCCGGGGCCGACCCCUCCCAGGAACUGGCGGAGCUGGCCGUGGACGUGGUGGGUCGGAACCAGUACCACGAGAUCUCCCUGGGUCAGGGGCAGGCGGACGUGGCCUUGGCCUCGCUCAGAGAAUGUUCCAGAAACGGAGAAUGGCUCUGCUUGAAGAACCUCCACCUGGUCACAGCAUGGCUGCCCCUCCUGGAGAAAGAGCUGAACGCCCUUCGCCCCACGGGAGGUUUCCGCCUCUGGAUGACAUCCGAGGUCCACCCCAGGUUUCCUCCCAUCCUGCUGCAGUCCAGUCUCAAGAUCACAUACGAGGAUCCUCCUGGGCUGAAGAGGAACCUCCUCAGGACUUAUGAAUCCUGGUCUCCAGAACAGAUCAGUAGAGGGGGACAACUGCUGAGAGCUCAGUCCCUCUUCUGCCUGGCCUGGUUCCACGCCGUCUGCCAGGAGAGACGCAACUACAUCCCUCAGGGCUGGACUAAGUUCUAUGAGUUCUCCUUGUCAGACCUGCGUGCUGGUUUUGAAAUCCUGGACAGGUUGUUUGAAGUGGGCAAACCAUUCCAGUGGGAGUUUGUCCACGGUCUGUUGGAGAGCGCCAUCUACGGCGGGCGCAUCGACAACACAUGUGACCUGCGUAUCUUGCGCUCCUACCUGGAACAGUUCUUCUCCGCCCGACUACUCUCCCCCUCAGCCGGGCAGGGGCGGAGCAAAGGGGCUCGCUUUCUUCCAGCUCAGAUCAGCCUCCCGAACUCCUGCUCCAUCCUGGACUACCGGGAGGUCAUCGGAAACCUGCCGGAAGACGACAGGCCCGUGUUCUUUGGACUGCCAGCCAACAUCGAAAGAACUUCACAGAGAACCGUCAGCUCCCAGGUGAUUUCCCAACUCCGUGUCAUAAGUCGCUCCGUAGCAACAGGCUCCAAGUUCGACCGGGAUCUCUGGUCCAACGGACUUUCGCCCAUCCUCAACUUGUGGAAGAAACUGAACAAGGGUUCUACGCUGAUCCAGCAGAAGGUGACACCGCCAACAGAUCACCACGGCUCACCCGUGCUGUCCUUCACUGUUCUAGAACAGUUCAACGCCAUCCGACUGGUUCAGAGCAUCCACCAGUCCCUGGCCGCCCUCAGCAAGGUGAUUCGAGGGACUGAACUUCUCACUCCCAAGGUCCAAAAACUGGCCACGGCCUUGCUCAACCAAGAGUGUCCCCUGACCUGGCAAGAUAUGUGGGAGGGGCCCGAGGAGCCCAUGCAGUACCUGGGAGCCAUUGUCAUGCGUGCACUCGCCUUGCAGAGUUGGGUGGAGCGAGCAUCAAGUCAACAUCUUCUGUCGGACACUGUGGAUCUUUCAGAACUCUUCCACCCUGACACCUUCCUCAAUGCUCUCAGGCAGGAAACUGCCAGAUCUUUGGGUUGUUCCAUGGACAGUUUGGUGUUUGCAUCAUCAUGGAGGACUCCUCUUGUGGGGGCCAAGCUGCAAGUCAAGGUGGGCGGCCUGCAGCUGGAAGGGUGUGGCUUUGAUGGCGUCCAUCUUUGUGAGAACCAGCACGACUCUCCCAGCGUGUCAGCCGUGCCGCUUUGUUACAUGGCCUGGCUUCCACGGGAUUGUUGUGCGGACAGCGGUGCCGAGGACAUCUGGCUGCCGGUGUACAGCAGCCCUGAGAGGCUGAAGGUGGUGACGCAGGUUCGACUUCCCUGCAGGACCAAUCACAACCAGUGGAUCCAAGCCGGUGCUGCCCUCUUUCUUAAACAAUGACCCCACUACUUUAUAGUCCUUUCACAAUAAAAGCUCAUAGUUGAAGGU
Nerophis ophidion (straightnose pipefish) is the source of this 13198-nucleotide messenger RNA. It is a transcript of the gene dync2h1, whose product is annotated as dynein cytoplasmic 2 heavy chain 1. Gene Ontology annotation, biological process: microtubule-based movement. Gene Ontology annotation, cellular component: dynein complex. Gene Ontology annotation, molecular function: dynein intermediate chain binding; dynein light intermediate chain binding; ATP binding. The record is from RefSeq and is a predicted model, not a curated record. NCBI's taxonomy places the organism in Eukaryota, Metazoa, Chordata, Actinopteri, Syngnathiformes, Syngnathidae.